CCGGAUUUCAAGGCCCGUCAGUCGCGCUCGUUCGGUUUAUCUUGACAGAAAUCAAAUCGAUCAGAUCGAGCUCAGUAUCGAUGCAGUAAUGCUCGCACAGCAGCGAUUUUGUGAACUUUAAACACGUCUGCAGUGAUGGCGUCAGGUCCAGAGACGGUGCACUACAUCCACCUUCAUAACUCCAGUCAGUCUGUGCUGGAGGCUCUGAGGUCACAGCGACGCAAGGGUCUCUUCUGUGACGUCACCGUGCGCAUCCAUGACGCCUCGCUGCGGGCUCAUGCGUGCGUUCUGGCAGCGGGAAGCCCAUUCUUCCAGGACAAACUGCUGCUGGGUCACUCCGAGAUCUCGGUUCCUCCUCUGGUGCCCGCGGAGACGGUGAAGCAGCUGGUGGAUUUCAUGUACAGCGGCUCGCUGGUGGUGCUGCACUCACAGGCGCUCUGCAUCCUCACCGCCGCCUCCAUCCUGCAGAUCAAGACCGUCAUCGAUGAAUGCACGCAGAUCAUCUCGCAGAGACGCGCCGCCGUGGGGGCCGGAGGCACAGGGCCGCUGGGAAGCACUCUCCCCAAACAGGAGGAGGUGGGCGGCGGAGGUGAUGGGAAGGGGCGGGAAAGCAGCGCGCUGCAGGGCUUCGGUUAUGGCAUGCCAGCCGACUGCGGCUCGGCGGCGGAGAUGGCGGCCGCUCUGAGCGCCGGGGCCCAGGGGGACGGCAGCGGACUGGAGGGUGGUGUGGGUCCUUUGAUGACCAUCGGUGAGCUGGGCAGAGCAGGCCUGUGUAGAGGGGAGGGGCUGGGUGUGGCAGGGGGCGGGGCCAUGAUGAAGGCACCCAGUUGCUCGCAGGAGAUCAACUACAUGCUGAACCCCAACGUGGAGCGCAGCAUGAGCUCACAGAACAUUGCGGCCAAUGAGCGCCCUCAGAUCACCUCUCCAGCCGGCAUUGGGCGUGGUGGGGGGGUGGAGUAUGGUGAUGUGGGGGAGGAGCUAGUGGGGAGCAUGGACAGAUACAGCGAAGAGGACGAGAGGGAUGUGCAUGACGGAGAGAGAGACAGACAGACGGCGCACACGCGCAAACAGAGACAGCCGCUGAGACUGCAGGUGUUGGGGGGAGAGGAGGUGGUAGUGAAGAAUGAGGGGGUGCCGGAAGGGGAGGGGCUUUUUGAGAUGGAUGACAGAGGAAGUGCAUCCCACCAGUCGGCAUACUCGCAGGGUGGUUUCUACGAGGAGGCCGCAGUGUUCUCAGGUGGUUUCUGGUCUCAGGCGGAUCCGCAGGCCUCUCUAGGCCCAAACCCUCGCGCACGAGUCAACAAACCACUCACCCCACCGCCUCCACCCUCUCAGAAUCUGAGCAGUCAGAUGCUUUAUCAGUUCCCUGCCAGCGAAACGCAGUCCUCCUCCUCCUUCUUUGUCGGAGGACCCAUGGUUAUCGAUAACUUGGCAGAUUCCUGUCAACAAGCUCCGCCCCCUGCUCCCCUGACCCCAGCUCCGCCUCCUCCCACCCCGGCAUGCGUCGCCGGUCUGAGCUUCACGCCGCAGGCUUCUGAGACGUCCUUCGACUGCAGCCACUGCGGAAAGUCGCUGCGCUCACGCAAGAACUACAGCAAGCACAUGUUUAUCCAUUCUGGUCAGAAGCCACACCAGUGCAGCAUCUGCUGGAGGUCUUUCUCUCUGCGCGACUAUCUGCUCAAGCACAUGGUGGUGCACACGGGCGUGCGUGCGUUCCAGUGCUCCGUGUGCAGCAAACGCUUCACGCAGAAGAGCUCCCUCAAUGUGCACAUGCGCACGCACCGCGUGGAGCGCACCUUCACCUGCGGCGUGUGUCACCGUGCCUUCACGCACCGCACGCUGCUGGAGAGACACGCCCUUCAACAUCAACACCCCGCCCCGCUCAAACCCAACACCAGUCACAUGGAGCAGGGCGGUGGUGGCAUGGGCGGAGCCAGCAGUCAGGGCCCCGCCUCCUGAAGUGUAGGAUUUAAUCCCAGAGCUUUAACACACACACACACACGCAUUUACAGCAGCUGCGGUGCCAUCCUCUGUGACGGUUCGCGACGCCUCUUAAACCUCGAAAACCUCAUGAAACACACAAACCUCAUUGAGUGACUCACACUAAACACAACGCACACCUCCUGACUCCGUUUCUUCAAACAGGACUCAUCAGAAACCACAGUGACCUCAGGACCAGAAGAGACACUUCACACAUGAUUACCUCCAUUUUUAUUUCAACAUCAGCCUCCAUUUUUACAUUUUUUAUCUACUAUAUGCAUAAAUAUGAUCUUGAUAUUUUUAUGUUUAUUGUUAUGUACGGGUUUUGGCUUGGAUGCUGCGCGCUUGCGGUAGAUUUUCUGCGUUGUACUCUGCUUUGUUUUCUGUAUCCAGCAUGCACUUGUGUUACGCUGCAUGAACGCUGCAUUAAAUGCCUUGUGAUGUUUCCA
Molecule: messenger RNA, 2429 nt
Organism: Triplophysa dalaica
Lineage: Eukaryota; Metazoa; Chordata; Actinopteri; Cypriniformes; Nemacheilidae
Gene: zbtb45
Product: zinc finger and BTB domain containing 45
Exons: 6
Coding region: 136-1959 (607 amino acids)
Biological process (GO): regulation of transcription by RNA polymerase II
Cellular component (GO): nucleus
Molecular function (GO): DNA-binding transcription factor activity, RNA polymerase II-specific; RNA polymerase II cis-regulatory region sequence-specific DNA binding; protein binding
Source: RefSeq, a predicted model, not a curated record